AUGGUCUUGGAAUGUGGCUUCCAUGGUGCUGUCCAUGGACUUUUCGAGCUGCUUGUGGCGGAGGCGCGGAAUUCCCAGCACCUUUGGACCAUCAGCGGCCUCGAUGGCACAAGCUUUCAGCUCCCUGCAACCGACGGUUCCGUGGCCAAAUUUUGGAGGACUCAUCCAAGAUUUUGCAGCAAGAAGGGUGCAGACGAGAGAUCUCGUACGUCGUUCGACAAGUUUGUGCAAUGGAGGCAGCGAUUGGGUUCCAAAGGGCCCUUGCAGAGGGAACUCGUUCUUGACGCCUAG
Molecule: messenger RNA, 291 nt
Organism: Durusdinium trenchii
Lineage: Eukaryota; Dinophyceae; Suessiales; Symbiodiniaceae
Source: the annotation of a GenBank genome assembly